Messenger RNA from Phlebotomus papatasi, 936 nucleotides. RefSeq names its product HIG1 domain family member 1A, mitochondrial-like. The coding region runs from base 409 to 711 and encodes 100 amino acids. The transcript has 3 exons. The record is from RefSeq and is a predicted model, not a curated record. Lineage: Eukaryota; Metazoa; Arthropoda; Insecta; Diptera; Psychodidae. Gene Ontology annotation, biological process: mitochondrial respirasome assembly. Gene Ontology annotation, cellular component: mitochondrion.
GAAUUUUGUAUUUAGACGAGUUGGAAAAUCACGGAUUUGCAAAAUUCUCAGUAAAUCCGAAAUUUUGGAAGAAUUUGGUAAAUAGAAAACCCAUUAUCGUGGAUAUUUAACAAGUUUGUGAAGUCAGUAGUUAAAUAUUUGGUGAUUUCUGGAGAUUUGUAGCUUUGAAUCAAAUGUGAGGUUAAACUCGACUGGGAUAAAAAAAUAAACCAUCUGAUUGCAUCCAAAAAGUCACUGUGACGUCAUCAAUUGCAUCAAAAUCCAUGUGAAUUUCUCAGAAGUUUAGAAAGUCUUUUUUCUGGUCCCCAGAAAAUUCAAAAUUCCCGAAUAUUUGUGGAAGCUUUGCUUGGAGAGUGACUGUGUUGUGAUUUGACGGAGUGUCUGUAAAUAAGUUCCUGACCAAAAGUAAUGGCUCCAAGCGCUAAAAUUGUGGACUAUGGAGAGGAGACUCAUGGAUCCAAGUUGGCUAGGAAAGCCAAGGAAUCCCCCUUCAUGCCUAUCGGUAUUGUUGGAUUCCUGGCAGCCGGAGUUAUUGGGGCUUACAAGUACAAGCACAGGGGCACAAUGAGCACCAGUGUCUUCCUGAUGCAGCUUCGAGUAGCGGCGCAAGGGACUGUUGUCGGUGCUCUGACCAUUGGUCUGGCUUACACAAUGGCCAAGGAGUACCUGUUUCCACUGUUUCAAAGCAAACCUGGAGACGAGACCAAGUGAAAGUCCCUUUAAAUGUGUAAUAGCCGAAUUUAUGAGUCGCUUUAUCAGCCUCCGACCGAACGAGUGAUUGCGAGAUCUUGAGAAUGAAUGCUUUAGGAAAUACCCCAAAAAUUGUUGGAAGUAGUUAGAGAAUUACCGUGAUACUCUAUUUCUCAUAAGUGUAUUUAUUCCCAUUGACAUUGUGAAUGAGAAAAUAAAGAAAAUAAUUAUUUUUGUGGAGAAAAA